Messenger RNA from Ailuropoda melanoleuca (giant panda), 5718 nucleotides. RefSeq names its product scaffolding CK1 anchoring protein B (gene SACK1B). The transcript has 6 exons. Bases 462 to 3512 code for a protein of 1016 amino acids. Gene Ontology annotation, biological process: signal transduction. Gene Ontology annotation, molecular function: protein kinase binding. The record is from RefSeq and is a predicted model, not a curated record. Gene Ontology annotation, cellular component: cytoplasm; membrane. NCBI's taxonomy places the organism in Eukaryota, Metazoa, Chordata, Mammalia, Carnivora, Ursidae.
CCGCAGCCUUGAGGGCUGACGGGGAAGGAAGGCUUUAUACUUUGCUGGUAGAGGGCUGGGUAGGGAGAGGGUUGGGUUUCUGAGUUCAGACAGGUUCCGAGGCGCUUUCUGGCUGCGCGGGGUUUGGUGUGACACCACUUCAGACUUGUUGCAACUCGUCCCCACACCUGCCCUCACUCGGCUCUGCACCCAGGCCCCGAGAGGCGCGGUCGGAGCCGGAGUCCGCUUCCCUCCGCCGACCUGACGCGCGGCAGAAUCAUGACGUUGGGUCAUCUUCUUGCACAUUAGUAAUCAUAACCUCAGACUAUUUGUGGUUCAAGAAAGUUGUAAUUUCUCUUUGGAGCAUUUUUCCAUUGACCUGUUCUUUCAGAAGUCCUUUCAAUGAAUCUCUUCAUAUCAGAAACCAUAAACAAAUACCUCUCAUCACUGCACAAAUGGACAUUUGAACGUGCUGUUGUCAGAUGCUUGCAGUCAUGGAAACCUCAUCAAUGCUGUCCUCAUUGAACGAUGAGUGUAAAUCAGACAAUUACAUUGAGCCUCACUACAAGGAAUGGUAUCGAGUAGCCAUUGACGCACUCAUUGAACAUGGGUUAGAAGCAUACCAAGAAUUUCUUGCCAAGGAACGAGUAUCAGACUUUCUAGCUGAGGAAGAAAUUAGUUAUAUUCUGAAAAACGUUCGGAAAGUUGCUCAAAGUACAGCACACAGUACUGAUAACUCCUACGAUGAUACCUCAUCUUCAGGGACUUACUGGCCCAUUGAGUCUGAUGUGGAAGCUCCAAAUCUUGACUUAGGCUGGCCGUAUGUGAUGCCGGGACUCUUAGGAGGUACCCAUAUAGACCUCCUCUUUCAUCCACCGAGAGCACAAUUACUUACAAUUAAGGAAACUAUUCGGAAGAUGAUCAAAGAAGCCAGAAAGGUCAUUGCUUUAGUGAUGGAUAUAUUUACAGAUGUGGACAUUUUCAAAGAAAUAGUGGAGGCAUCAACUCGAGGGAUAUGUGUUUACAUUCUGCUUGAUGAGUCCAACUUUAAUCAUUUCCUAAAUAUGACUGAAAAACAGGGCUGUCAAGUUCAACGACUCAGGAAUAUUCGAGUGCGGACAGUAAAAGGCCAAGAUUAUCUUUCCAAAACUGGAGCAAAAUUUCAUGGAAAAAUGGAGCAGAAAUUUCUGUUAAUUGACUGCCAGAAAGUUAUGUAUGGUUCCUACAGCUACAUGUGGUCAUUUGAAAAAGCUCACCUCAGCAUGGUUCAGAUAAUCACAGGACAGCUUGUUGAGUCCUUUGAUGAAGAAUUUAGAACUCUCUAUGCCAGAUCCUGUGUCCCCAGUCCAUUCGCUCAGGAAGAAACAGCGAGGGUGAAGCAUGGCAAAGCACUGUGGGAGAAUGGCACCUACCAGCGUUCACUUUCUUCAUUAGCUUCUGUUUCCAGCCAAAGAAACCUUUUCGGCAGACAAGACAAAAUUCAUAAGCUAGAAUCUGGUUACUUCAAAAACAGAGGGAUAUAUACUGUAAAUGAACAUGACAAGUACAGCAUAAGAAAUAACGGAUACAAGCCUCAUUUUAUUCCAAACUUUAAUGGUCCAAAUACAGUCCGUCAGUAUCAAUCCAGUCAGAUAAAUGAAAAUUGGAAGAGGCAUAGUUAUGCUGGGGAACAGCCAGAAACAGCACCAUACCUGCUGCUUAACAGGGCUCUGAAUCGAAACAUUAAUCCUCCAGGUAAUUGGAAAAAGCCUUCAGAUAGUCUCAGUGUGGCGUCCUCAUCACGAGGAGGCUAUGCCAGCCACCGGAACACACCUGCCCAGAGUUUCGCUGAUCGGCUUGCCCAGAGAAAAACAACAAAUCUUGCAGAGAGGAACUCAAAUGUGCGGAGGUCUUUUAACGGGACAGAUAAUCAUAUUCGCUUUUUGCAACAACGAAUGCCAACCCUUGAACAUACCACAAAGUCCUUCUUGCGUAACUGGAGAAUUGAAUCCUACUUAAAUGAUCAUUCAGAAGCUGCACCUGAUUCAAAUGGAUCAGCUCUAGGCGACCGGUUUGAGGGCUACGAUAGUUCUGAAAAUCUGAAAGCCAAUGCCCAUUAUACUCAUUCUCGGCUUCGUUCCUCUUUUGUGUUUAAACCAACAUUACCCGAGCAGCAGGAAGUUAACAGUUGUACGACUGGCUCCUCAAAUUCGACUAUCAUUGGUUCCCAGGGAAGUGACACACCUAAGGAGGUCCCGGACACCCCGGACACCCCCAUGAGUGUGCAGCAUGCGGCAGACAAACCCGUGCCAGAAUUGACCCCCAAGCUCCCGUUGCAGUCAGAGGCACCAAAAAUGCACACCUUGCAGGUUCCCGAAAACCACUCCCCAGUCUUAAAUCUAACUACAAAUGGCCAUACAGAGGCAAACAACUAUUUGUAUACAUCCUUGUGUGUAAAUAAGCAGACAGAAAAUCUAAAGAAUCAACAAAAUGAGAAUCUGCUCAAAAGGCGAAGUUUCCCAUUCUUUGACCACUCCAAAGCCAACUUAGAUACCGGACAUAAUAAGCAUUAUGUAUAUAGUACACUUACCAGGCAUCGAGUCAGGCAACCAGAAAAACCCAAAGAGGAUUUGCUGAAAAGUUAUAAAAGCAUGCACAACGUGACCCAGAACAUAGAAGAGGACAGGGAGGUCAUCGAGAGACAGCCUCCAAGUGGCACCGCGACCAAGUCAGUUUCCGUUGCUGCUUUGCUUGAUAUGAAUAAAGAUGAACCGAGCAAAGAACUCACUUCAAAGAAGGAAGUUAAAGGCUCUCCGAGUUUUUUGAAAAAGGGAUCUCAGAAGUUAAGGUCAUUACUUAGCCUUACCCCAGAGAAGAAAGAAAAUCUAUCAAAAAAUAAAGCACCUGCCUUUUAUAGAAUGUGUAGUAGUUCUGACACUUUGGUUUCUGAGGCUGAAGAGAAUCAAAAACCAAAAAAAUCAGAACCGAAAAUUGAUUCAUCUCCUAGAAGAAAGCGUUCUUCCUCCUCAAACUCUCAAGGCAGUAUUCAUAAAAGUAAGGAAGAUGUUACCGUUAGCUCAUCUCAGGGGAUCAAUUCUCCAUCCGAUGAAAGCAAAAUAAUACCUGCUCCAGGUCCGGUUGAAAACAAGUUCUUGGAAAGAGCAGGAGAUGCCUCUGCCCCGAGAUUUAACACUGAACAGAUCCAAUACCGAGAUUCAAAGGAGAUUAAUACAGUUCUUGCUCCUGAAAGAAAACCGGCUUCUCCACGGCCAAAGCCCAAUGAGCUGCUGAGAUCUCAUUUAACCGACAGGCGUGUUUACAGUCGUUUUGAGCCAUUUUAUAAAAUUGAAAGCUCUAUUCAGCCAGCAAGCAACAUACCAAAUACCGUUGUGCACCACCCAGAAAUCAAAUCCACAACUGUGGGCAAUAGUUACGGCAGAUCCAGCCCGAUGCUUAAUUACAACACUGGUGUUUAUCACUCAUACCAGCCAAAUGAAAACAAGUUCCGAGGAUUUAUGCAGAAGUUUGGGAACUUUAUACACAAAAAUAAAUGAAAUACUGUAAUUUUGAAUAGUUUUUAAAAUGCAAAUGACUAUAGCUAUAAACAUUUGUCCAAAGAACUUUGUGGGCAGUUUUUGUAAUGUGUCAAUAGAUUUCUUUAGGGAGAGAGUUUGGGGUAUGAUGUAUAUGUUUACCAGUGUACUAAUAUACAGUAAAGUUGUCCUGUGUGAUAAAGUUAGUUGUGCUUAAUUACAAUAUAGAUGGAAUGUCUCUAUACACAAUUUAUUUAAAUGGUAAUGGUAAAAAGAAUGUAAUUAAAUUGUUUUCUUCAGACCUAAGAUCUUCUUAAGUCUCAAACAUAAACUUUAGUGGAGAGAUGGUGUAUGGAUUUUAAGCAUUCAUUCCAAAGUCUUUCCUUUUAAAAAGGGAUCCUAAUACUGUCAGUGGCCCUUUAUAAUAUAUCUUUAUGGGUUUUCAUAUCUCCAAAUUAUGAGAAAAAUAGGACAAAUCCCUUUUGGGUUUUAAUUACCUUUUAACCCUACAGGACAACUUGUUAUAUUUUAUUAAUAUUUUAUUUUCCUGUGGCGCAUUUACAACUGGUUAGGCAGCAACAGUACAAUUUAAACUCUGUGGCUCAGCACAUCUUUUAUUUUGACUGAGGUGUUUGCAAAGUGCCAGCCUCAUGUGGUAGGUACAUGGUGGGAAUUUCUUUUCCUAAUUUUUUGAAAACCUUCCAGGUUGUGCUGCUUUCCACUCUGGACCACAGGACCCCGUGCUGAACUUUUACAGUUGUUCUUUCCUUGAAACUUAGAGCAAGCAGCAGAUAUUUGGGAAACCUGAAUUAUACCUCUCCUCUAAGAUAAAAAAAAAAAAAAAGCUCUUCUUUUUUAACUUCUGCAUAAAUUUUUAUCUUAGAUCAGUAUGACAACACUUAGACGUUUUGCUUGCAAAAGUCCUUCUCUUUUUUAUGCUGUGCCAAAUAUAGUGUGAGUGCCUAGUGUUUUCACAAAAGUACCGUGAUGGACCUGAGAAGUGGUAUCUGGCCUAAUUCUUUCAUGACCAAAGAGCCUGGUUGAAAGUUUUAAAUCUUUCCCUGUCUUAACUGGAUCAUCAUCAAGUAUUUAGAUCAUAAGAUACCCUUUGCCUUUCUUAGAGUGAUGAAAUUAAAGCUCCACAUCCAUUAUAGAGACUUUAACUUAGCUUCACUUCAUCCACAAAGGACAGAAUUCAAGAAACAACGCAUCCGUUGAGGAGUGUGAAGUAUUUCUGUAACACUUUAAAUAUAUUAACACCUUCUAAGUUGUAAUAUGGGGCAGCAUGUUGUUUUAAAAAAAUUCAAGAUGAAUCAAAUAAUAUCGGUGUCAUUGAAUUAAAAUGAAAGCAUGAAAAUAUCAGUCGUUAAGAUAAUUUUCCAUAGUAUUUAAAAACCACGAUGAGAUCAUGACGAGAAAAAAUGAGAGUAGGGAAAAGAAAACCUAACAUUUAGUGAGCACUUGCUUGUAUGGACCAGGUCUUGGGCUAGAACCUAUACUUCCCCACAGCAGUUAUUUUGUGGGUACCUUUGUCCUCAUUAUUUGUAGAUAAUGAUUGAGGUGAUAAAUGAGACUUUGAGACUCAGAGAGGUAAUGCUUCAAGUCACAUAACUAAUUAAGUAAUGGUACUAAAGUGUCUGUAACAUUCUGUCACAUCCCAUUACCUCCCAAAUAUGUUCGAUAUCUGCCUCGCCCAAAUUGUUGAGAAUUGAGAGACUGUUUAUAUUUUCUGACUCAAUGGUAAUCAGCCAAGAAAGCUUUAGUUGAAUUGCACCAGACAACAAGGACAUAUAGGGCUCAAAAUAAUCAUAGUAGGUGAGGUAGGAAAUGAAAUUGACAUUAAUUUCUGAUUGUAACUUAGCAGGCCAGUUUUAAUUGCUAGGCUACCAUUUUGAUCUUGUGCUGGUUGAUGUGUGACAAUGAAAAGGGAAAGGGAACUAUAAGUUUAACCUGUAUUUGUGCUAGGCAAAGCAGUCCAGUAGGUUAGGAGGCUAGGCAGGGAAUGGCACUCAGUGUUAUUAUGUUGUUAAGUAUUCACAAUAGCGCUGUGAAGUAAAUAGUUCCUUUUUGCAAAUGAGAAAACUAAUCCUUUGAGAAGUUACAUAACUUUGCAAGAGUUACACUGGUCUGCAUUGGUAGAACGGGUUCUAACACAGAAUUGGGCUUGAACGCAAAAGCCUGUAUUUUUUUUUAAAUUUUUUAUUAUGUUAGUCACCAUACAGUACAU